GUUGGAGGCUCAAUGCAAGAUCUGCUGCAACUGGCAGCUGCUGUGCUCCAGGGUCAGGUUAAUUGAAGUGACUGGGGAGAGGGUGGGAGGGGCUAGGGGCAGGGCUGGCUUACUGGACUUGCCUUCCCUCUCUUGUUGCUCCCUCCCUUUGCUAGAGGAACCAACUUCAAAAGCCUCUCCACCUGCCUCUCAGCUCUGUCCAAGGAGGCCCCAUCAGCCAGUAGAGGACCUGGUGUGACUGACAGUUACCUGUGUCAUUGGCCACCUAAAGACCCAGAGGACCCCGGAUCAUGUGUGUGGCCUGCUAGAGGGAGUAAGGGCGGGCCAGACCCUGAGAGGCCUAUGGUGACCCCAAAGCCCUCUUUCUACACACUACUGCUGCUGGCAUUUCUUGGGUCUGCCCUGGGCUGGCCUGGGUCCCAGUCCUGUAGCGUCCAAGAGGUACUGCGCCACUACCAAGCUGUCAUCUUCCAGGACUUGCGGGCUGCCAUGCAGUGGGCUGGGCUGGGAGCCCAGCGUACAGAGCCUGCGUCCCGACACCACCACUUCAUCCAGAAAAACCUGCCUGGAGCUGGUGGAGGCCGGAGACGGCCAAGAACCUCCUGUGAUGCCCAGAAGGAGCACAGCAUCUUACUGUCUAUUGAGUCCUUGGGUCAGACUCUUCUUGAGAGUGUGUCUGGAGUUCCCCAUAAUGCAUUAGAGAAAGCAGCAUGGACAGCGGCAGUGCGUACGGAGGCAGUGAUGCGCAGACACUGCAGAACACCCUACAUCCUGCAGCCCAAGAAGCAUCCAGUACAGCCACCACGCGGCAGCCGGAGGCGGCUCCUGCUCCGGGCCCUGUACGCUGUCGCCUCCUGCUGGGAGAAGCUCUUUGCGCUAAGUGCCAUGGCCACUGGAGAAUUCUAGCACCGUCCCUGGUCUCUCCCACCUCUCACAGAAGACCGGA
Messenger RNA from Acomys russatus (golden spiny mouse), 946 nucleotides. RefSeq names its product chromosome 4 C20orf204 homolog (gene C4H20orf204). The record is from RefSeq and is a predicted model, not a curated record. Bases 343 to 906 code for a protein of 187 amino acids. Lineage: Eukaryota; Metazoa; Chordata; Mammalia; Rodentia; Muridae. The transcript is spliced from 4 exons.